Molecule: messenger RNA, 20920 nt
Organism: Coregonus sp. 'balchen'
Lineage: Eukaryota; Metazoa; Chordata; Actinopteri; Salmoniformes; Salmonidae
Source: the annotation of a GenBank genome assembly
AUGAUGAAUUCCAUGGCCCAGCUGUACUACAAGAAGGCGAGCUACUCGCCGUACCGCGACCGCAUCCCACUGCAGAUCGUGCGGGCGGAAGCGGAGCUGUCAGCGGAGGAGCGGGCGUACCUGACGGCGGUGGAGAAGGGUGACUAUGCCGGGGUGAAGCUGGCCCUGCAGGAGGCGGAGAUCUACUACAAUAUCAAUGUGAACUGCCUGGACCCGCUGGGGCGCAGUGCGCUGCUCAUCGCCAUCGAGAACGAGAACCUGGAGGUGAUGGAGCUGCUGCUCAACCACGGCGUGCACGUGGGCGACGCGCUGCUCUACGCCAUCCGCAAGGAGGUGGUGGGGGCCGUGGAGCUGCUGCUGUCCCACCGCAGGCCCAGCAGAGAGAAACAGGUAAGGAGGACCUUAGGAGCACAUUUCAGCUAGUUACCUAGGCCUAGAAGGUCCUUACUGUAGCCCAAUUAGCAUGAUGUGACAGACAGGUUACAUGUUAUGUAUAUGCUAUAAAGGUCAUGUAUAUGUUAUGUAAGCAGUGGUGUAAAGUACUUAAGUAAAAAUACUUUAAAGUACUACUUAAGUAGUUUUUUUGGGUAUCUGUACUUUACUUUACUAUUUAUAUUUUUGACAACUCUUACUUUUACUUCACUACAUUCCUAAAGAAAAUAUUGUACUUUUUACUCCAUACAUUUUCCCUGACAACCCAAAGUACUAGUUACAUUUUGAAUGCUUAGCAGAACAGGAAAAUUGUGAAAUUCACGCACUUAUCAAGAGAACACGUGGUCAUCCCUUCAAUCGAACACUGCUGGCACCCGCCCACCCGACUAGAAUCACUACUCUCGACGGGUCUGACCUAGAGUAUGUGGACAACUACAAAUACCUAGGUGUCUGGUUAGACUGUAAACUCUCCUUCCAGACUCACAUUAAGCAUCUCCAAUCCAAAGUUACAUCUAGAAUCGGCUUCCUAUUUCGCAACAAAGCCUCCUUCACUCAUGCUACCAAACAUGCCCUCGUAAAACUGACUAUCCUACCGAUCCUUGACUUCGGCGAUGUCAUUUACAAAAUAGCCUCCAACACUCUACUCAGCAAAUUGGAUGUAGUCUAUCACAGUGCCAUCCGUUUUGUCACCAAAGCCCCAUAUUCUACCCACCACUGUGACCUGUACGCUCUUGUUGGCUGGUCCUCACUACAUAUUCGUCGCCAAUUCCACUGGCUCCAGGCCAUCUAUAAAUCACUGCUAGGCAAAUCCCUGCCUUAUCUUAGCUCAUUGGUCACCAUAGCAACACCCACCCGUAGUAUGCGCCCCAGCAGGUAUAUCUCACUGGUCAUCCCCAAAGCCAACACCUCCUUUGGCCGCCAUUCCUUCCAGUUCUCUGCUGCCAAUGACUGGAACGAACUGCAAAAAUCUCUGAAGUUGGAGACUCUUAUCUCCCUCACUAACUUUAAGCAUCAGUUGUCAGAGCACCUUACCGAUCACUGCACCUGUACACAGCCCUUCUGAAAUUAGCCCACUCAACUACCUCAUCCCCAUAUUGUUAUUUAUUUUGCUCAUUUGCACCCCAGUAUCUCUAUUUGCACAUCAUCUCUUGCACAUCUAUCAUUCCAGUGUUAAUACUAAUUGUAAUUAUUUUGCACUAUGGCCUAUUUAUUGCCUUACCUCCAUAACUUGCUACAUUUGCACACACUGUAUAUAUAUUUUCUGUUGUAUUUUUGACUUUAUGUUUUGUUUUACCCCAUAUGUAACUCUGUGUUGUUGUUUUUAUCGCACUGCUUUGCUUUCUCUUGGCCAGGUCGCAGUUGUAAAUGAGAACUUGUUCUCAACUGGCUUACCUGGUUAAAUAAAGGUGAAAUAAAAAAAUAAUACUGCCUAUGUUCUGACGAACUCACUAAACACAAAUGCAUCUUUUGUAAAUAAUGUCUGAGUGUUGGAGUGUGACCCUGGCUAUCCGUACAUUUUUAAAACAAGAAAAUGGUGCCAUCUGCUUUGCUUAAUAUAAGGAAUUUGAAAUGGUUUAUACUUUUACUUUUGAUACUUAAGUAUAUUUUAGCAAUUACAUUUACUUUUGAUACUUAAGUAUAUUUAAAACCAAAUACUUUUAGACUUUUACUCAAGUAGUAUUUUACUGGGUGACUUUCACUUUUACUUUAGUAACUUUCUAUUAAGGUAUCUAUACAUUUACUCAAGUGUGACAAUUGGGUACUUUUCCCACCAAUGUAUGUAAGUUAUACAGGUUCUGCUCUUGCCUGGGGCGCAUUCAGUACUCCCUCUACUCCCCAACCUGUUCUAUUCUCCAGGUGCCCAACCUGAUGAUGGAUACCCAGUUCUCAGAGUUUACCCCUGACAUCACACCCAUCAUGCUGGCAGCUCACACCAACAACUACGAGAUCAUCAAGCUGCUGGUCCAGCGUAAAGUCACCAUCCCCCGGCCACACCAGAUCCGCUGUGACUGUGUGGCGUGCGUCUCCAGCUCUGAGGUGGACAGCCUGCGCCACUCCCGCUCCCGCCUCAACGUCUACAAGACCCUAGCCAGCCCAUCGCUCAUUGCCCUGUCUAGCGAGGAUCCCAUCCUGACCGCCUUCCGCCUGGGCUGGGAGCUGAAAGAGCUGAGCAAGGUGGGGAACGAGUUCCUUCAGGAUUACCAGGAGUUUUCCCAGUAGUGUUAAGGGUUUAUGAAGGGUUUAUAAAGGGUUUAUCAAGGGUUUAUAAAGGGUUUAUAACUAGUUUAUUACUCUUCCAGGUGGAGAAUGAGUUCCGUCAGGAGUACGAGGAGUUGUCCCAGCAGUGUAAGCUGUUUGCCAAGGACCUGCUGGACCAGGCCAGGAGCUCCAGAGAGCUGGAGACCAUCCUCAACCACCGUGACCACCUCAGUGAGGAGCUGGACCCACAGGACUGCCGCGACCUAGCCAAGCUCAAACUGGCCAUCAAGUACCACCAAAAAGAGGUGAGAGGGAGAGGAGGGAGGGCCCUGCAGAAGGUGUCUGUCUGGUAUCGUGAGGGUGUCCUUAGCUGAAUGGAUUGGCACUGUAUCAGGUCAAGUGCUCUGUGGGCAGUAUGCUGGCAGUGUUACUUAUUUCAGACUUACAUAUUUCAACAAACACAUCUUUCUGUGAGUGCCAAUGAUGAAUUUCCAUGCGUUGUUUCCUAGGCUAUUUCUUUAUGCAGCAAAAUGUCAGUUGCUGCCAUUGACAUUGACAAAACACUUGACCAAUAAUAAUCUACAACACUAGAGGAAAUGAACCUGUCAAUUGAGAAGAGCGCAGUGAUUAGAAGAGAUCUGUUGUUUGCGGCUAUUGUAGACAAUGGAAGCUUGAUGGUUGAGCACUUUAAUUCAAAUCAUCUUGAUAUUGAACAGUGAUAACAGGACCAAUUUGAGUUGUGUCAGAAAUUGUAGUCAUUUCACCCUCUAUUUAUAGCAAAUAACUACAGGAAUAGCAUGUAGAAGUGAGUCACAACUCGUCUUAGUGGUGUUGAACUCUUUCUGAGAGGGUUAGAGGUGUACUGAGGGCAGCAUGAAUGAAACAAGAGACUAAGGCAAGUGGAGAGCUUGGGUGAUCAGCUGGCUUGUGUUCUCUCUCAUUGCCACCUAAAGGGAUCUAUUCACAGUUUACUAUACCACUGAGAAUUCUUCCAUUCCAUUGCUUCUUUUUUUUAUUUUUUUUAAUACGUCAGUAUGAAAAUGUAUGCACUCACUAACUGUAAGUCGCUCUGGAUAUGAGCGUCUGCGAAAUGACUAAAAUGUAAAUGUAAAUGUUUGGCACGCUGUCUUUCUUCUUUCUUUCACUUUUGUCCCCCCGGGAGAGGUCUGACAAACACACCCUCACGUAUGUGUAGGCCAAACAACAGCACACACUCAUGCAUACACACAUACAGACACACACACACGCACACACACACUCCUUUCAUCCUCCUCUUGAUUGGAAAGCUGGCAUUUGGUUGCUCCUUUGUUGUGAGCUGAAAACUCUAUUUCUGUCUGCAGUGUAAUAAACUGACAGUCUUCUGCAGCCCUGCGGGACUGUUAAGAUAACCUAGCCAACCAAACUGGGGAAAAGGCCAGGAAGAAUAAUCAUGCCUUGGUCAUCAAGUAGGCUACAGCUCUUUCAUCCUUCAUCCUCAGACCACUACAGUCGUGGUCAAAAGUUUUGAGAAUGACACAAGUAUUGGUCUUCACAAAGUUCGCUGCUUCAGUGUUAUGAGAUAUUUUUGUCAGAUGUUACUAUGGUAUACUGAAGUAUAAUUACAAGCAUUCCAUAAGUGUCAAAGGCUUUUAUUGACAAUUACAUUAAGUUUAUGCAAAGAGUCAAUAUUUGCAGUGUUGACCCAUCUUUUUCAAGACCUCUGCAAUCUGCCCUGGCAUGCUGUCAAUUAACUUCUGGGCCACAUCCUGACUGAUGGCAGCCCAUUCUUGCAUAAUCAAUGCUUGGAGUUUGUCAGAAUGUGUGGGUUUUUGUUUGUCCACCCGCCUCUUGAGGAUCGACCACAAGUUCUCAAUGGAAUUAAGGUCUGGGGAGUUUCCUGGCCAUGGACCCAAAAUGUCGAUGUUUUUUUCCCCGAGCCACUUAGUUAUCACUUUUGCCUUAUGGCAAGGUGCUCUAUCAUGCUGGAAAAGGCAUUGGUCGUCAGCAAACUGUUAUUGGAUGGUUGGGAGAAGUUGCUCUCGGAGGAUGUGUUGGUACCAUUCUUUAUUCAUGGCUGUGUUCUUAGGCAAAAUUAUGAGUGAGCCCACUCCCUUGGCUGAGAAGCAACCCCACACAUGAAUGGUCUCAGGAUGCUUUACUGUUGGCAUGACACAGGACUGAUGGUAGCGCUCACCUUGUCUUCUCCGGACAAGGUGUUUUCCGGAUGCCCCAAACAAUCGGAAAGGGGAUUCAUCAGAGAAAAUGACUUUACCCCAGUCCUCAGCAGUCCAAUCCCUGUACCUUUUGCAGAAUAUCAGUCUGUCCCUGAUGUUUUUCCUGGAGAGAAGUGGCUUCUUUGCUGCCCUUCUUGACACCAGGCCAUCCUCCAAAAGUAUUUGCCUCACUGUGCAUGCAGAUGCACUCACACCUGCCUGCUGCCAUUCCUGAGCAAGCUCUGCACUGGUGGUGCCCCGAUCCCGCAGCUGAAUCAACUUUAGGAGACGGUCCUGGCGCUUGCUGGACUUUCUUGGGCGCCCUGACGCCUUCUUCACAACAAUUGAACCUCUCUCCUUGAAGUUCUUGAUGAUCCGAUAAAUGGUUGAUUUAGGUGCAAUCUUACUAGCAGCAAUAUCCUUGCCUGUGAAGCCCUUUUUGUGCAAAGCAAUGAUGACAGAACGUGUUUCCUUGCAGGUAACCAUGGUAAACAGAGGAAGAACAAUGAUUUCAAGCACCACCCACCUUUUAAAGCUUCCAUUCUGUUAUUCUAACUCAAUCAGCAUGACAGAGUGAUCUCCAGCCUUGUCCUCGUCAACACUCUCACCUGUGUUAACGAGAGAAUCACUGACAUGAUGUCAGCUGGUCCUUUUGUGGCAGGGCUGAAAUGCAGUGGAAAUGUUUUUUGGGGAUUAAGUUCAUUUUCAUGGCAAAGUGGGACUUUGCAAUUAAUUGCAAUUCAUCUGAUCACUCUUCAUGACAUUCUGGAGUAUAUGCAAAUUGCCAUCAUCAAAACUGAGGCAGCAGACUUUGUGAAAAUUAGUAUUUGUGUCAUUCUCAAAACGUUUGACCACGACUGUACAGUCAGCAACACUCUCAGUUCAGUCAGCAUUUGGACAUCUUAUGGUUGGCUAAAGUUACCUUGUUCAAAACAGCAAUCAUUCUAGAGGUAGAUGGUUAGAGAUGAAUGUAGAUUCUGUGCAGACAAGGACAGCGCAGUCACGUGGGAGUUGAGGACCUGGUUGGCAGGGAGAGGUCAGGGGGACAUGGGGUCAUCUGCUGGGACUGGUUAGCCAAUUGCGUGCCACAGUUAAUAUGUUAAAAGCCUGUCGUUGGUCCCUCAUCCCUAUGUGUCCACAAUCACACAGGCAUUUAUUUAGACCCCUUUUUUAUUGAUUGAUUACGGAAAGUAAGAAUAGGGUUCAUGUUAUCUAUUCAUACCGUUCACCUUCAGAAAUAGCAGAGGGAAGCUCUCUUCACAAAGAUGUCCUAGGUAUCCUUUUCAUUGGUCCCUCAGGAUCCCCUCUCCAGGGAUCUGAAUCUACCCUUUCUUAUUUGUGGUCUGACAGGAGACUCAAAAGUUACGCCAUGUACAAUAAAAUUCAAUUAUAAGAUCCCAGGUGACUUUCGAUAAUAGAUCUAGAAAGAGGAAAACAAAACAAUAUUCUUAAGGAACUGUAAAUUAUACAGAAUUCUAAUUCUAUCAAAUAAAUACGUAGGUUCUUAAUUCUUAAAUCUGACAAACAGACGGGUUAUAAAUGGGUUUUAGAUUGGGUUUAUAUAUGGGUUUAUAGAUGGGUUGUACAUGGUUUUAUAGAUGGGUUAUACGGUUUAUAGAUACGUUUAUAGACGGGUUUAUAGAUGGGUUUAUAGAUGGGUUAUACGGUUUAUAGAUGGGUUAUACAGUUUAUAGAUAAGUUUAUAGAUGGGUUUAUAGACGGGUUUAUACAUGGGUUAUAGAUGUGUAAUUGAUGGUUAUACGGUUUAUAGAUGGGUUUAUAGAUGUGUGAUGGAUGGGUUUAUAGAUGUGUUAUGGAUGGGUUUAUAGAUAGGUUUAUAGAUGUGUUAUGGAUGGGUUAUAUGGUUUAUAGAUGGGUUUAUAGAUGUGUUAUGGAUGGGCUAUAGAUGUGUUAUGGAUGGGUUAUAGAUGUAUUAUGGAUGGGUUUAUAGAUGUGUUAUGGAUGGGUUUAUAGAUGUGUUAUGGAUGGGUUUAUAGAUAGGGUUAUGGAUGGGUUAUAGAUGUGUUAUGGAUGGGUUUAUAGAUGUGUUAUGGAUGGGUUAUAGAUGUGUUAUGGAUGGGUUUAUAGAUGUGUUAUGGAUGGGUUAUAGAUGUGUUAUGGAUGGGUUUAUAGAUAGGUUUAUAGAUGUGUUAUGGAUGGGUUAUAUGGUUUAUAGAUGGGUUUAUAGAUGUGUUAUGGAUGGGCUAUAGAUGUGUUAUGGAUGGGUUUAUAGAUGUGUUAUGGAUGGGUUUAUAGAUAGGUUUAUAGAUGUGUUAUGGAUGGGUUAUAUGGUUUAUAUAUGGGUUUAUAGAUGUGUUAUGGAUGGGCUAUAGAUGUGUUAUGGAUGGGUUAUAGAUGUAUUAUGGAUGGGUUUAUAGAUGUGUUAUGGAUGGGUUAUAGAUGUGUUAUGGAUGGGUUUAUAGAUAGGGUUAUGGAUGGGUUAUAGAUGUGUUAUGGAUGGGUUUAUAGAUGUGUUAUGGAUGGGUUAUAGAUGUGUUAUGGAUGGGUUUAUAGAUGUGUUAUGGAUGGGUUAUAUGGUUUAUAGAUGGGUUUAUAGAUGUGUUAUGGAUGGGCUAUAGAUGUGUUAUGGAUGGGUUUAUAGAUGUGUUAUGGAUGGGUUAUAGAUGUGUUAUGGAUGGGUUUAUAGAUAGGGUUAUGGAUGGGUUAUAGAUGUGUUAUGGAUGGGUUUAUAGAUGGUUUAUAGAUGUGUUAUGGAUGGGUUAUAGAUGUGUUAUGGAUGGGUUUAUAGAUAGGUUUAUAGAUGUGUUAUGGAUGGGUUAUAAGGUUUAUAGAUGGGUUUAUAGAUGUGUUAUGGAUGGGCUAUAGAUGUGUUAUGGAUGGGUUAUAGAUGUGUUAUGGAUGGGUUUAUAGAUAGGUUUAUAGAUGUGUUAUGGAUGGGUUAUAAGGUUUAUAGAUGGGUUUAUAGAUGUGUUAUGGAUGGGCUAUAGAUGUGUUAUGGAUGGGUUAUAGAUGUGUUAUGGAUGGGUUUAUAGAUAGGGUUAUGGAUGGGUUUACAGAUGUGUUAUGGAUGGGUUUAUAGAUAGGUUUAUAGAUGUGUUAUGGAUGGGUUAUAGAUAGGUUUAUAGAUGUGUUAUGGAUGGGUUUAUAGAUGUGUUAUGGAUGGGUUUAUAGAUAGGGUUAUAGAUGUGUUAUGGAUGGGUUUAUAAAUGUGUUAUGGAUGGGUUUAUAGAUAGGUUUAUAGAUGUGUUAUGGAUGGGUUAUAAGGUUUAUAGAUGGGUUUACAGAUGUGUUAUGGAUGGGUUUGUGAUGCAUGAAUCUUGAUGAAGGUGUGAUACUGUAAACAAUCCUGAACAAGCCUAUUUCCAGUAUUACUGCAUGAGCAAGCCAAUGCUGUUUAUAACAUAUCAGAUAUCCUAACUACUACGGCAUGCAGUGUGCAGCUGGCAGGGGUGUUUGUUUGGGUAUUGCUGUGAAUCUAAGCUGUGAUGUGCCAAAGUCAGAGGUAAUCUGUGGGAGGUUAGCUCCAGGGACUAACACUGGGAAGUUAGUUUUACUGCAGGAAAGUUGGCGAGAGCCUGGGACUUUAUGAUCUGCAGUACACAUCAACUUCAUAUCCGAAGCAUUAUGUGGCGGAAGCAUAAUAAAGAUGUGUGUGAUUUCCACCGCAGUAUUCUUCUAUUCUAUUAGAGUUUUAGAAUUUCUUGGUGGUUGGACGUACCAUCACUCUGUACAGCACUGGCCCAUUGUGAUACUAUUGUUGUGAUUUCCCUUAUGGAUCUUCUUCCUGUCUCUCACUGUCUUCCUCUCUAGUUUGUGUCCCAGCCAAACUGCCAGCAGCUCCUGGCCACCCUAUGGUACGACGGUUUCCCGGGGUGGCGCAGACGCCACUGGGCGGUCAAGCUGGUCACCUGCUUCACCAUCGGCCUCCUCUUCCCCAUCUUCUCCCUGGUCUACCUGCUGGCCCCCAAGAGCACCCUGGGCCUCUUCAUCAAGAAGCCCUUCAUCAAGUUCAUCUGCCACACAGCCUCCUACAUGACUUUCCUCUUCUUCCUCCUCCUGGCCUCCCAGCACAUCGUGAGAACAGACCUGCACGUCCAAGGCCCACCGCCCACCGUGGUGGAGUGGAUGAUCCUUCCCUGGGUGCUGGGUGAGCAGAGGGGUGGUGUGGGGGGUGAGAAGGUGACCGGGGAGAGCUAACUCUGUCGUUAGAAACCACUCUAACAGUUUCUAACUUGUAAUUGGGUGGAUAUUGAGAAAUUCAGUGCUGUAUUUGCUGCAGUUGAUCUGUUGAUCUGAUUUGGACUAGUUGUACAUUUACACUGUAAAACUAUUGUGACAGAUGACAUUAAUUGCAUUAAUUGCAGUGUGCAAUGCCACAUGUCUUACUGACUGACGCCUGUCUGCCCUUCAGGCUUCAUCUGGGCUGAGAUAAAGGAGAUGUGGGAUGGAGGUUUCACUGAGUACGUCCAUGACUGGUGGAACCUGAUGGACUUUGCCAUGAACUCUCUCUACUUGGCCACUAUCUCACUCAAAAUAGUUGCUUACUUCAAGGUAAGUCACACCUGUAUUUUUUCUAGAUGAGUUGAUGAUAUUGUUAAGAAAUUCCUGUCUAUUUAUUCUUGCCCACUUAUACAUUCCUAUAUGACCAUGGCCUUCUGACACGUAAGCUUAACAGUGUCAGUUGCUAGAGUAGAGGCGACGCGUAGAGAGAUGAGCGAGAUGCGAGCGAUAGAGGAGAAGAGAGAGAGAGGCGAGAUGAGAGCGAGAGAGGCGAGAAGAGAGAGAGAGAGAGGAGCGAGCGAGAGAGAGAGAGAGCGAGAGCGAGAGAGAGCGGAGUAGAGAGAGCGAGAGAGAGAGCGAUGCGAUCUCUAGAUGAUAUCCUAUACUAUCUCUGCUUCUCUCUCUUCUCGCUCUCUCUUCUUCUCUCUCUCUCGCUCGUCCUCUCUCUCUCUCUCCUCUCUACAACAGCACUCUCUCUCUCCUCACCACAACUCUCUCUCAAUUCAAUUUAAGGGCUUUAUUGGCAUGGGAAACAUAUGUUUACAUUGCCAAAGCAAGUGAAAUAGAUAAUAAACAAAAGUGAAAUAAACAAUAAAAAAAUGAAAAGUAAACAUUACACUCACAAAAGUUCCAAAAGAAUAAAGACAUUUCAAAUGUCAUAUUAUGUGCAAAUAGUUAAAGUACAAAAGGGAAAAUAAAUAAACAUAAAUAUGGGUUGUAUUUACAAUGGUGUUUGGUCUUCACUGGUUGCCCUUUUCCUGUGGCAACAGGUCACAAAUCUUGCUGCUGUGAUGGCACACUGUGGUGUUUCACCCAAUAGAUAUGGGAGUUUAUCAAAAUUGGUUUUCUUUUCGAAUUCUUUGUGGGUCUGUGUAAUCUGAGGGAAAUAUGUGUCUCUAAUAUGGUCAUACAUUUGGCAGGAGGUUAGGAAGUGCAGCUCAGUUUCCACCUCAUUUUGUGGGCAGUGUGCACAUAGCCUGUCUUCUCUUGAGAGCCAGAUCUGCCUACGGCGGCCUUUCUCAAUAGCAAGGCUAUGCUCUGAGUCUGUACAUAGUCAAAGAUUUCCUUAAUUUUGGGUCAGUCACAGUGGUCAGGUAUUCUGCCACUGUGUACUCUCUGUUUAGGGCCAAAUAGCAUUAUAGUUUGCGCUGUAUUUUUGUUAAUUCUUUCUAAUGUGUCAAGCAAUUAUCUUUUUGUUCUCUCAUGAUUUGGUUGGGUCUAUUUGUGUUGCUGUCCUGAGGCUCUGUGGGGUCUGUUUGUGUUUGUGAACAGAGCCCCAGGACCAGCUUGCUUAGGGGACUCUUCUCCAGGCUCAUCUCUCUGUAGAUGAUGGCUUUGUUAUGGAAGGUUUGGGAAUCAUUUCCUUUUAAGUGGUUGUAGAAUUUAACGGCUCUUUUCUGGAUUUUGAUAAUUCUGAGAGGGCAACCAGUGGGCCCGUCUCCUCUAUACCAUGUUUCUUGAAGGAUGACAAUGUCUAUAUUUCUGAUUCCUUUGCUGAAGUCCAGGUUCCUGCUCUUUAGGCCAAAGGCAGAUGACCUCAGGCCUUGGAUAUUCCAGGAUGAGAUAGUGAAGGCUUUGUGUUCCAUAAAGUAUCCAAUGUUGUUAGUCAUGUGGUUUGGCCUCAGACCAGUAAGUGUGAGCAGAGCCUGCUGAGCAUCUGGUACAUGCCAUUGGCUUGGGCUAGUAUAAGAAUGGGGGUUGGGCCUGUUUGCCUGCUCACGGCCUGGGCGUAUGUGUGACUUUCAGGUCUGGGAGAGUGUCUCGCUGGUCUGGGCGGGGUGUCUGUUGAUCUGUUGCUCCUGUGUGAUGUGUUGGGACUGCGGUUGAGGGCAUUGUCCUUUAGGUUCUGGGCGAAGGUGGGCAUUGCUGCCUUGUAUAGGUGAACCUGGUUGUAAAGGCUGUUCAAGUCCAGUGUGGAGUGGUGGGCCAGGUAAACAUUUGGUUUUGAGGUACAGUCGUGGGAAAUACAUGCAUUUACCUGCUGUAUGGUAGCAGGGUGGAAGUCUCUCUCGCUCUCUCUCUCUCUCUGUCUUCUCCACAACAGUACAAUAGCUGUCUCUCUCUCUUCUCUCCACAAUAGUACAACAGCUCUCGGCCACGGGAGGAGUGGGAGAUGUGGCACCCAACGCUGAUAGCUGAGGCCCUGUUUGCUAUCGCCAACAUCUUCAGCUCCCUGCGCCUCAUCUCCUUGUUCACUGCCAACUCCCACCUGGGGCCUCUGCAGAUCUCCCUGGGACGCAUGCUGCUGGACAUCCUCAAGUUCCUCUUCAUCUACUGCCUGGUGUUGUUGGCCUUUGCCAAUGGACUCAAUCAGCUGUACUUCUACUAUGAGACCAAGGCUUCGGAUGAACCCAACAACUGCAAGGGCAUCCGCUGUGAGAAGCAGAACAACGCCUUCUCUACGUGAGUCAUCUAAUUUCAGACGCCUUGUCCUGGGGAUAUGAGAAUGGAGAACGACAAAUACUGUAUAAUGACUAAAGGAGGGUUUUGGAUAGACAGAAAGAAGAGUGUAUAGAGAGAUAGGCGGGACGAGUACAUUCUGAGACAAGGAAGGGAGUGAAGAGGUAGAGGACAGGGUAAAGGAAGGAGGGUAAAGGAAGGAGCUUGAAAUAAAUUGAGAGUGGAGAAGAGACAGAAUAUGAAGAGAUGUGAAUAGACAGAACUGUUUGGGAAGGAGGUUUGGAAUAGGAGCAGGAAGAGGGUGGUAGAUUUGGAAUAGGAGUAGGAAGAGGGUGGUAGGUUUGGAAUAGGAGCAGGAAGAUGUGUCAGGUACAAAACAGGGUCUUAUACUCCAAUACCUAUUACAAUAGAAAAGCCCUUUUUCAUUUGUCCCGAGGUUUCACAGAGAAACCUACAGUAUGCACAUAAUCCUCUCCCUUUCCCGUAAUGAAUAAAAUAUUUGCAGUGUACCAAAUCUCAUCCGCUUCCUCCAGCCCCUGAGUCAUUCUGGAGACUGAGCAGUUUGCAUCUCUCGCCUCAAUCUGUUUUUGGAGGUUUUAGUGGCUCAUUGAGUUACUGUAAUGCAAAAUAUCGGUUUAGGAUUCAUUCUUUGUUGGCAUCUCUGCAUUUGCAGCUUACAGGGCUAUGGUAAUCGUUUGUGGCUCAUCAAAGUCCAAAUGAAGGUUAUUGUAGAAAACACAAAACUCAAAGAAAGUCUCCCUCUGUCUCUGUUUCUUGUUCUUUCCCAGGCUGUUUGAGACGCUGCAAUCCCUGUUCUGGUCGAUAUUCGGCCUGCUCAACUUGUACGUGACCAACGUGAAGGCACGCCAUGAGUUCACAGAGUUUGUGGGAGCCACCAUGUUCGGUACCUACAACGUUAUCUCCCUGGUGGUGCUGCUCAACAUGCUUAUCGCCAUGAUGAAUAACUCCUAUCAGCUCAUUGCUGUGAGUCACACACACACACAAGCACACACACACAUACACACAUACACACACGCACACCAAAAACCCCACACACUCAGCCGUCUGCUAGCUCCUUUAUUAUGGGAACUCACAGCCCACUGGGCACACUCUGGUUGGAUCAGCGUUGUUUCCACGUCAUUUCAAUUAAAUUACGUUGAACCAAUGCUGAAUAGACAUUGAAUUGACGUCUGCAUCCAGUGGGAAGGCCCUUCCCAUCUUUUUUGUGGAGUUUUUGCCGGUGCUUAUGGGUAAAGACUUUGGUAUGCAAAAGACGAAUGAUGAUCACUGCUUCUGUUGCAUGAUGAGCAUGCGUCUCUUGCAGUUGAUCUCCAGAAGUUAUGCCAAGCGUCUCUCACUCUCUGCAGGAAUAAGAACCGGAAGAGUAAUUGUCAUAAAAUGUAUUGUAGAUCAUGAAGGUCUUAUUGAAGGUGAUCGUCUUUACCUCAGAGAGUCUGUAUUUUUCUGGUGCACAGAGACAUAGUAUUAUCCCUUAUUGAAGGUGAUGGUCUUUACCUCAGAGAGUCUGUAUUUUUCCGGUGCACAGAGACAUAGUAUUAUCCCUUAUUGUAAACUUUCUGCCAGAUGUAAGCUGAUGAUAGAGGCCUUCCACCCAACGUGUCACUCUCCCUGGGAGCUGUGGGAGAAGUACACAACACACACACACACACAAACACACACACACACACACAUACACACACACACAAACAAACACACACCGAAAUAGAAAACACAAAAACACACACAAACAAACACACACAUACACAAACAAACACACAAACACAAAUAUACACACAAACAAGCACACAUACACAAACACACAAACAAGCACACACACACACAAACAAACACACACAAACAAACACACACAUACACACACACAAAAACACAUACACACAAACACACAUACACACAAACAAACACACACACACCUACACACACACAAACAAACAAACAAACACACACACACAAACACACACAAACAAACACACACACAAGCACACAGAUCCUUUGAUCAACCAACCAAACCCCUACCCCUCCCCUCAGACCACAGCUCAUUGCCUAAGGCAUAUCUAUGGAAGGGGAGACAGGAUGUCACAACAGGAUGAGGAAACAAGUUAUUUCAAGCAGAUUAAAUGUUAUUUUAGCCCUGCUAUUAAGUGGGUUUUCAUCACUCUCAGUGAUAAUGAUGGUGAUUGAAUAGGAUGUAAGAGAGUUUCAAUUCUGCUAGUGAAUACUCCACCUCCUUUAAUAUCUAAAUGCCCUUGUACAGGACCAUGCAGACAUUGAAUGGAAGUUUGCCCGCACCAAGCUGUGGAUGAGUUAUUUUGACGAGGGAGGAACUCUCCCGCCGCCCUUCAACAUCGUCCCCAGCCCCAAGUCAGUGUGGUAUCUGUGUGUGUGGAUGCACAACCGCCUGUGUGGAGGGGACCAGCCCAGCCCUGAUGACCUGAGGAAACACGAGAACUUAAAGGAGUUCACGGUAAAACAUUUAGAAACCUGUACAGUCAAUAUAGUAUACAGUGUAAACACAUUCACUACAUUUUCACCAGGCAGUUUCCUUUUGCUGUGUCAUAUCAGAGAAUAACAGGAUGCUAACUCUCUUUCAUGUGAUUGGUUUCACCGUUGUCCUGUUCUUCUAUUUCCAUAUAAUAACCAAACAGGAUCCUUGCCUGUAAAUGUUAUGGAGAGAUUUACAAUAGUGUUGGGGCUAUCAGUGUUUGGCCCAGCUGGGAUGUUACUGACGAGGGGCUGCAUAUCCUGGUUGUCCAGCUUCCAGCUGCAGUGAGCAGGCACAUGUUGCCAAGCAACCCUGCCUCAUGCUCCCAAUUCCCUGGACAUUUCCCAUUCAGCUGAACUUCUCACCUCUACCAGCAGCAAUCGCCUGUUCUACCGUUCUACUGUUCUACUCCACACUCCUGCUAACACACAGGCACCCACGUUGCCUUCACCCACUCACCAAACACAUGUUUUGGGAUAUAACAUUGUAUAAUAACUCAUAUGCACCCUUUUAGAUCAGUAGUAUGGUUUGAAGUGGAGAAAAUGUAGCAGAACAAAGCCAGAAAUAACCAUUGUAUGGGUGCAUCUAAUUGAACAGAUUAGAAUAAGCCAUGCAAUACAUAAAAACUGUGGUGGUCAUUGAAUUAAUUGACUGCUAAUUACUACUGUCUUUUUCAUUGCUCUAAAAUAAAUAAAUAGUUCCAUUUGAGCCCGCUCCAUAUUAAUGCAAACCUUUUCUACAGCUGAUAACGAAGGCAAUGCAUAUACAGUGCCUUCGGAAAGUAUUCAGACCCCUUGACUUUUUCAACAUUUUGUUACGUUACAGCCUUAUUCUAAAAUGGAUUAAAUGAAAAAUGUUCCUCAUCAAUCUACACACAAUACCCCAUAAUGACAAAGUGAAAACAGGUUUUUAGAAAUGUUGGCAAAUGUAUUAAAUAUAAAAAACAGAAAUACCUUAUUACAUAAGUAUGCAGACCCUUCACUAUGAGACUCGAAAUUGAGCUCAGGUGCAUCCUGUUUCCAUUGAUCAUCCUUGAGAUGUUUCUACAACUUGAUUGGAGUCCACCUGUGGUAAAUUCAAUUGAUUGGACAUUAUCUGGAAAGGCAUACAACUGUCUAUAUAAGGUCCCACAGUUGACAGCGCAAGUCAGAGCAAAAACCAAGCCAUGAGGUCGAAGGAAUUGUCCGUAGAGCGCCGAGACAGGAUUGUGUCGAGGCACAGACCUGGGGAGGGGUACAAAACAAUUUCUGCAGCGUUGAAGGUCCCCAGGAACACAUUGGCCUCCAUUAUUCUUUAAAUUGACAAAGUUUGGAACCACCAAGACUCUUCCUAGAGCUGGCUGCCCGGCCAAACUGAGCAAUCGGGAGAGAAGGGCCUUGGUCAGGGAGGUGACCAAGAACCCGAUUGUCACUCUGACAAAGCUCUAGAGUUCCUCUGUGGAGAUGGGAGAACCGUCCAGAAGGACAACCAUCUCUGCAGGACUCCACCAAUCAGGCCUUUAUGGUAGAGUGGCCAGACGGAAGCCACUCUUCAGUAAAAAGGCACAUGACAGCCCACUUGGGAGUUUGCCAAAAUGUACCUAAAGACUGUCAAACCAUGAGAAACAAGAUUCUCUGGUCUGAUGAAACCAAGAUUGAACUCUUUGGCCUGAAUGCCAAGCGUCACGUCUGGAGGAAACCUGGCACCAUCUCUACGGUGAAGCAUGGUGGUGGCAGCAUCAUCCUGUGGGGAUGUUUUUCAGUGGCAGAGACUAGGAGACUAGUCAGGAUUGAGGGAAAGAACGGAGCAAAGUACAGAGAGAUCCUUGAUGAAAACCUGCUCCAGAGCGCUCAGGACCUCAGGACAACGACCUUAAGCACACAGCCAAGACAAUGUAGGAGUGGCUUCGGGAUAAGUCUCUGAAUGUCCUUGAGUGGGCCAGCCAGAGCCCGGACUUGAACCCGAUCUAACAUCUCUGGAGAGACCUGAAAAUAGAUGUGCAGCGACGCUCCCCAUCCAAUCUGACAGAGCUUGAGAGGAUCUGCAGAGAAGAAUGGGAGAAAUUCCCCAAAUACAGGUGUGCCAAGCUUGUAGCAUCAUACCGAAGAAGACUCGAUGCUGUAAUCGCUGCCAAAGGUGCUUCAACAAAGUACUGCAGGGUCUGAAUACUUAUGUAAAUGUGAUAUUUAAGUUUAGUAUUUUUAAUAAAUUAGCAAACAUUUCUAAAAACCAGUUUUUGCUUUGUCAUUAUGGGGUAUUGUGUGUAGAUCGAUGAGGGGGAAAAACGAUUUAAUCAAUUUUAGAAUAAGGCUGUAACCUAACAAAAUGUGGAAAAAGUCAAGAGGUCUGAAUACUUUACAAAGGCACUGUAUAUGUAUGUAUAUAAAUUCCUUAGGUCUUUAACCACUGUUCAGAACAUGUGUAUUUACGUCACUCUCACAGUGUAACAUGUAGCAGCAGAGAAACCAGUAGAGUGAUACUAAUAUAUCUGGGCUGUUGAUAGAAAUUCUACACAUGAACAAAUGUCAUUCGAUUCUUCUGCUUUUUAUGUGGUUCUAGGAGCGUCAUGCUGACAACCUGAUUCAGAACCAGCACUAUCAGGUAACUGGCUGCUGUCAUAACAACCAUGGACAGGAGUGUCUGCACAUCUCUCACACACACGCACACAAACACCUCUUAUUGUUGAGCCGGAUCCGUGACAUUUGUUUACCGUGCAAAACAUUUGUGCUGCACAUGUUUAUUAGAAUAUAUUACACUGUUGACCGUGUAGCAGAGUGGGAGACAGAAUAUAUUACUAAUCUGUUGACCUUGUAGCGGGGGGGGGGGGGGGGAACAGGUGUCCUUGAGUUACUGGAUGUAUCGUCGUCAUGGUGCUGGUGAGCUUGGUGGCAGGUUAGAUUUUAUCCCAGACAUACAGUAUGUUCAUUUGCUUAUCAGUCCGUCCUCGCCACAGUAAUUGCAAUUAGCCCAACCUUUGGCGGCCCUCCUCUCCUCCCCUUCACCAAGGCAAGGCCUUGUGCUGCUGGGGCUCCCCUGGUGACCUCUAACACCAAGCAGACUAAGCCAGACUCAAAUGCUUUGACUGGAGCCUGCGCUGUCUAAUGAACAUACUUUAUCAAGGAAUAUAGCUGCAGCUCUAAAUGAAUGAGAUUGGGGAAUAGGGCAGAACCUAUCAGAGAAAGGGGGGCUCUGAGGCAACCCUUUGUGCAUGUGGUGAGGUGAGGGGUACCCUUCCAUAGUGCAGAUUGUUAGAUCAAAUAUACAAGCACCUCCACAAAUAUCCUCCUUCACAAUAAAUUGAACGGAGUUGUUUAUUCGCAAAAUAAUCCAUCUGUAAAAGAAACAGGUUUGAUUGGUCCAUUGUCUCCUGAACAUGCAAAGUUAUGCCUGUCCAGAUUUUCACCUCAAGCUAAUACAUACAGUGGGGAAAAAAAGUAUUUAGUCACCCACCAAUUGUGCAAGUUCUCCCACUUAAAAAGAUGAGAGAGGCCUGUAAUUUUCAUCAUAGGUACACGUCAACUAUGACAGACAAAUUGAGAAGAAAAAAAAAUCACGAAAAUCCCAUUGUAGGAUUUUUAAUGAAUUUAUUUACAAAUUAUGGUGGAAAAUAAGUAUUUGGUCACCUACAAACAAGCAAGAUUUCUGGCUCUCACAGACCUGUAACUUCUUCUUUAAGAGGCUCCUCUGUCCUCCACUCGUUACCUAUAUUAAUGGCACCUGUUUGAACUUGUUAUCAGUAUAAAAGACACCUGUCCACAACCUCAAACAGUCACACUCCAAACUCCACUAUGGCCAAGACCAAAGAGCUGUCAAAGGACACCAGAAACAAAAUUGUAGACCUGCACCAGGCUGGGAAGACUGAAUCUGCAAUAGGUAAGCAGCUUGGUUUGAAGAAAUCAACUGUGGGAGCAAUUAUUAGGAAAUGGAAGACAUACAAGACCACUGAUAAUCUCCCUCGAUCUGGGGCUCCACGCAAGAUCUCACCCCGUGGGGUCAAAAUGAUCACAAGAACGGUGAGCAAAAAUCCCAGAACCACACGGGGGGACCUAGUGAAUGACCUGCAGAGAGCUGGGACCAAAGUAACAAAGCCUACCAUCAGUAACACACUACGCCGCUAGGGACUCAAAUCCUGCAGUGCCAGACGUGUCCCCCUGCUUGAGCCAGUACAUGUCCAGGCCCGUCUGAAGUUUGCUAGAGUGCAUUUGGAUGAUCCAGAAGAGGAUUGGGAGAAUGUCAUAUGGUCAGAUGAAACCAAAAUAGAACUUUUUGGUAAAAACUCAACUCGUCGUGUUUGGAGGACAAAGAAUGCUGAGUUGCAUCCAAAGAACACCAUACCUACUGUGAAGCAUGGGGGUGGAAACAUCAUGCUUUGGGUGUCAUGGGGUGCUGAAGGUGGGUGUGGUGCAGGAAUCAAGCGCAGGACGCAGAAGCUAAGUCCAAAAGACUUUAGUGAGUUAUUCACGUAGUACACGAGAACAAUAAGCCCGGAGGCGAAAUAACGGCGCACACAGGCGUCAAACAAACGGCGCACUAACAUGUGCGAAAACCUCUCCAAACACGGAGGGAAGAAUACGUAGCUCCGAACACCAACAGAGGAGCAAUCACACACAACACCAUGCACACACAACGAGAACUAAAUAGGACACUAACGAGGACUAACUAGACACAGGUGUACAACAUCCAGACAAAACCAAACGAACAUGAAACAUAGAUCGGUGGCAGCUAGUACUCCGGGGACGACGACCGCCGAAACCUGCCCGAACAAGGAGGAGCAGCCUCGGCCGAAACCGUGACAUUGGGGCUGUUUUUCUGCAAAGGGACCAGGACGUGAGAUUUUGAGUGAAAACCUCCUUCCAUCAGCAAGGGCAUUGAAGAUGAAACGUGGCUGGGUCUUUCAGCAUGACAAUGAUCCCAAACACACUGCCCGGGCAACGAAGGAGUGGCUUCGUAAGAAGCAUUUCAAGGUCCUGGAGUGGCCUAGCCAGUCUCCAGAUCUCAACCCCAUAGAAAAUCUUUGGAGGGAGUUGAAAGUCCGUGUUGCUCAGCGACAGCCCCAAAACAUCACUGCUCUAGAGGAGAUCUGCAUGGAGGAAUGGGCCAAAAUACCAGCAACAGUGUGUGAAAACCUUGUGAAGACAUGCAGAAAACGUUUGACCUGUGUCAUUGCCAACAAAGGGUAUAUAACAAAGUAUUGAGAAACUUUUGUUAUUGACCAAAUACUUAUUUUCCACCAUAAUUUGCAAAUAAAUUAUUUUUUUCUCAUUUUGUCUGUCAUAGUUGACGUGUACCUAUGAUGAAAAUUACAGGCCUCUCUCAUCUUUUUAAGUGGGAGAACAUGCACAAUUGGUGGCUGACUAAAUACUUUUUUCCCCCACUGUAUGUCAUGAAUAUGCCUAAACAGUUUUUCCUUGUUAAACCCAAAAUGCAAAUAUAUGCAUGUAAGGAAGGAAGAACCACUUUACCCACAUCUCAGAACAUUUCCUCCUUAGGGAGGUACAAGUCUAGAAAAAUAGCUUACAAGGAAAAAUAUUCUAGUUUGUUAAAUGUGCCCAUAACUUCAGUAUUCAUUACAUACUGUAGUAGUAGGGUAUGUAAUGUGAUUGUUUCUCUGCUGUGACUGUCUCUAUGUGCAGGAGGUGAUCAGGAACCUGGUGAAGAGGUAUGUAGCAGCCAUGAUCCGCAGUGCUAAGACAGACGAGGGACUGACUGAGGAGAAUUUUAAGGUAGUUUUCUCAGAAGUCUCGUAUUUAAACGUUCAUCCCCAAAAUGUGCCUCUAUACCACAGUCAUAGAGCAAUAUCUAACUGUCCCUCAUUGUUCAUCUCUCUAUCCCCCUCUUAACUGAUCUCUCCAUCCUCUCUAUCCCCCUCUUAACUGAUCUGAAGGAGCUGAAGCAGGACAUCUCCAGUUUCCGCUAUGAGGUGUUGGAUCUGCUGGGGAACAGGAAGCCCCCGCGGAGAACUUAUUCAUCCAGCAGUGAGGCGACUCAGCAAGACGAGGCCAACAAGGAGGGGGAGGGAGGGGCCGGACAGGGUCAGUCCAGGGACCAAGGGGCCAAGGGGGUGUCCUUCAGCAUGUCAACCGCUGAGAGGAAGAGCAAGGACUCUGAGUUCAGUGUCUCCGCCCUCUUUAAGUCCAUGUCAGGGGUGGAGGGGCCAGUGGACAACAAACCAAAGUGCAAUGGGCUGCGGUUCUCCUCCUCCUCCCCCUCCUCUGCUGCGUUCAGCCGCAGUGGUGGCCGGCUGCAGUCCAAGAGAGACUCCAUCAGGAGGCUGGGCCUGCUCUUCUCCCGCAUGAACGGACACGUCCCAGAACCCAGGGCCCCUCCUCCCAGCAUGCACCAGCCCACCUUUAGCAUCUCAGAUGGCCUGCUUCGUCAGCCCACAACCUGGCCGGACGUCCAUAUCCCCCGCAAUCCCCAGGUUACACGCAGCCAGUUCCACCUGGACCGGCUGGGGGUGAACCUGAAAGAGGAACCACAGGCCCAAGCCCCUAACCAGGCCCCACCCCAGGGUUCACCCCAGCAGGCUAACGGGAGUGACAGCCUGCUCCUACGGCCCCUGGGCCACUUACCACCGCCCCCGGGCCUCUCCCUGCCGCCCCUGCACUGUGCUUCCAGCAUCAGGGCCUCCAGCUCCCAGGCUGUCCUCCUGGGCUCUAGUGAGGACAUGUACGAGGGCUGGAUAGGACCAUGUGAUGAGUUGGACUCUUCUGAGUGGGGGGCUGAGCAGGAGGACUCCAUCACCACACAGCUUUAG